Molecule: messenger RNA, 1851 nt
Organism: Plasmodium coatneyi
Lineage: Eukaryota; Apicomplexa; Aconoidasida; Haemosporida; Plasmodiidae
Exons: 1
Coding region: 1-1851 (616 amino acids)
Biological process (GO): maturation of SSU-rRNA from tricistronic rRNA transcript (SSU-rRNA, 5.8S rRNA, LSU-rRNA)
Cellular component (GO): 90S preribosome; small-subunit processome; nucleolus
Molecular function (GO): protein binding
Source: RefSeq, a predicted model, not a curated record
AUGACUGCUGAUGAGUUGGCGGACGAGGGGCUUCUCGUCCUGCAGGAGGUGACUCCCCAGGCGGUAGAAGAGCAGCGCAUAAAUGUAGACGUAGAGAAGACGAAGCGGAAAAAAAACAAGAAAAUACUAACCAGGUUAAAGAAGAACAUCCGGGAGAAGGUUCUUCAGAAGAAUCGAAUCGACUACCUGUCAGUGGAUCCGAAGGAGCUUCCCCAAAAUUUACCAAAAACGAAAAAAAUAAAAAAUAAAAAAAUUAAAGUAAAGCUAAGGAGGGAUGUCCGACUAGCCAUUUUAUCGUCCAAAAAGUUGUUGGCGAAUAGGAAGUUCAAGCGGGUAGAGGAGGGAUUCAUUCGGUCGGUGGCACCAAGUGACAAAACGAACAAAGGGGAGAAAACUACUAAUGAGGAGGUCACGAACGAUGGGGGGGAAUCUACUAUUAGCACCUUUGUAGGGGCACGCUCCUUACUAACGCAGAAGGAACUCUACGCCCAAGCGGAUGUGGGCACGAAGAAGAAAGUCAUCGACCUGAGGUUGAACCUGGGACCCUACCAAUGCAGAUACUCACGAAAUGGAAAGUACCUGCUGGCAACCGGCGAAAAGGGGCACAUUACCCUCAUGGAUACACAUAACUUAGAACCCAUGUGUGAGCUCCAAGUGGAAGAAUCAGUCAGAUGCAGCACCAUUCUACACAACCAUAAGCUCUUCGCAGUGGGACAAAAAAAAUACAUAUAUCUUUAUGACAACACAGGGAUUGAGGUGAACUGUAUUAAAGACAUCCUCUACUCCUACCAACUGGAAUUCCUUCCGUACCAUUUUUUGCUAACUUCCAUUGGGGAGUUUGGUGAGUUGGUAUAUCAGGACAUAUCCAUGGGAAAUAUCAUCACGAGGAAGAAGACGAAAAGAGGUCCUUGUAAAGUGAUGAAGCAAAAUAAACAAGACGCAACCAUCUACCUUGGCCAUAAGAAUGGUCACGUAACUGUAUGGACCCCCAAUAUAGACAAACCGGUAUGUGACAUAUACUGUCACGCCACUCCCAUUUCCGCUAUAGCGGUUCAUAAAAACUACCUUAUCACGUCUUCCGUCGAUUGCACAUACAAACUUUGGGACCUCAGAAAAUUACAAUUCAUUGAAUCGAACCGAUCCCACAAUGUCAUAAACCAAAUGGACGUCAGUGACACAGGGAUUGUUGCGAUGGGAAUUAAUAGUCACUUCAGGACCUACAAAGAUUUUUUCAACAAACCACAACUGUACCUAACACACAACACCUAUGGAGAUAAAAUAAACUCCCUCUCAUUUCAACCCUUCGAAGAUAUAUGUUGUGUGGGUUCACGUUACUCCAUAAAGUCUCUUCUCGUUCCCGGGGCGGGUCUAGCCAAUAUCGACACGUAUGUAAAUAACCCAUACGAAACGAAGAAGGAGGUUCGGGAAAAUGAAAUAAGAUCCCUUCUGGAUAAAUUGCCCCCUGAUACCAUCACCUUUGGGAAGAACCAACUUGGAAGGAUCAACCCGUUCGCUUCAAACGGGAAGCAGGUGAAGGGAGCCACCCACCAUAGGUAUGGUGCAAGUGGAGCAGAAGCAGGAGGAGGAAGAGGAAGUGACGAAGGCCCUCCUCACCGACCCAACCGUAAACACAACAUGGGGGAUUCAUCCGAUGAGGAACCGUCCGAUGGUGCCAACGUGGGACGUAAAGCAGCACCCCAGCAGAACAAAACAACAACAACAACAACAACAACCCCAGGGAAGAAGAAAAAAAAAAAAAAAAAAAAAUCCUUUUUAAAUUCAAACGUGCCCAAGUAUUUGCGCAAAAGCGCCAAAGAUAAAGCGGCGGAGCGAAAGGCAGGAGUGGAUUAA